AUGCCGGUUUGGUGCCUCAUGUUUGUGCAGACCCUGACGGAGGGGGCUAGGCUCUGGUUUGACAGCCUUCCCCCCGACGGGAUCGAUAGCUACGAAGAGUUGAGUGAAAAAUUUCUGAGAAACUUUGGUCAGCAGAGGAAAGUGGUCAAGAACCCAAACGAGAUUCUGCACAUAAGACAGAGGGAUGAUGAGCGAAUUGACCAGUACAUGGAGAGGUUUGUCAAGGAAAGCAUGAAUAUCAAGGACGUCCCAGAGGUCAUGAAGAUCGGCAGUUUCAUUAACAGGUUAAAACAUGCACAACUGUGCGAGAAGCUGGGGGAGGAAUUCCCACAUUCCUUUGACAACCUCAUGGACAGAUUCAGAGCCUUUGUUAGGGGCAAGGACACAGUUAGCAAAGCCAAGGAGAUGGAGACCCCACCCUGA
Molecule: messenger RNA, 423 nt
Organism: Helianthus annuus (common sunflower)
Lineage: Eukaryota; Viridiplantae; Streptophyta; Magnoliopsida; Asterales; Asteraceae
Exons: 1
Coding region: 1-423 (140 amino acids)
Source: RefSeq, a predicted model, not a curated record